Messenger RNA from Talaromyces proteolyticus, 1317 nucleotides. RefSeq names its product putative mitochondrial oxaloacetate transporter. NCBI's taxonomy places the organism in Eukaryota, Fungi, Ascomycota, Eurotiomycetes, Eurotiales, Trichocomaceae. The coding region runs from base 288 to 1214 and encodes 308 amino acids. Gene Ontology annotation, biological process: mitochondrial transport. The transcript has 6 exons. The record is from RefSeq and is a predicted model, not a curated record. Gene Ontology annotation, cellular component: mitochondrial membrane.
GGCGGGUAUUUGACUGCUGCGUCUUGAUCAGCCUGAACUGCCGGGAUCGGAUUCGUGAGCCGUUGUUAACAACGUAUCCCAAUCUCUUAGACCCUGGCGUUUGCUAUUUGCUUUUCUUCCUUUCUUUGUUCGUACGCCUCCGUGCUCGAUUCUUGGCUGAUCUCGCCCACGUCGACUUUCUUGUGCUGCAGCGUCGAACCUCCCCUAUCAGUCCGUCGCCUAUACAAUAAUUUCACGUAAAGUUGUCUGCAGCCGACGCUGACUAGGCCUCGGCCUUUGUCGCAACCAUGUCUACGACCACUGGAGCGUUCAUCGCCGGAGGUAUUGCCGCCUGCGGAGCGGUUACAGUCACCCACAGUUUCGAGACCGUGAAGAUCCGGUUACAAUUACAAGGAGAACUACAGUCUAGCGCCGUUAAGAAGUACAAGGGUGUUCUCCAUGGCAUCAAGGUCAUUUUGCAGAAUGAGGGUCCUAAAGGCCUGUUCCGCGGUAUUGGCUCUGCUUACAUUUACCAAAUUCUCCUGAAUGGCUGCCGUCUCGGAUUCUACGAACCCACCCGCACCGGUCUCACAAAAGCCCUAUACGGCGAUCCUAACAUUCAGUCACUCGGAAUCAACGUCUUUAGUGGUGCAAGCUCCGGCAUUUUAGGUGCUGCAGCCGGGUCCCCGUUCUUCUUAGUGAAAACUCGAUUGCAGUCAUACUCUCCGUUCCUUCCAGUUGGAACCCAACAUCAAUAUAAGAACGCAUACGAUGGGUUGCGACAAAUUCAUCGGAACGAGGGCAUCAAAGGCCUUUACCGCGGCGUGGGCGCAGCAAUGGUGCGGACUGGCUUUGGAAGCUCCGUUCAGCUUCCCACGUACUUCUUGGCUAAGAGGCGCCUGAAAAAACACUUGGGUAUGGAAGAAGGUCCGGCUUUGCAUCUGGCCAGCAGUACAGCAUCUGGUUUCGUUGUGUGCUGUGUCAUGCACCCGCCUGACACGAUCAUGUCCCGCAUGUACAACCAAACCGGUAAUCUUUAUAAGGGUGUUUGGGACUGCCUGUACAAAACUAUUUCCACAGAGGGCCUUCUCGCUAUUUAUAAAGGGUAUUUUGCUCAUCUUGCUCGUAUCUUACCUCAUACGAUCUUGACUCUCAGUCUUGCGGAACAAACUAACAAACUUGUUCGCCGGCUCGAGGACCGCGUCUUGCCGGACUCACUACGAGCAAAACUAUGAUGCAUGAAACAAAAAGCGAGGCCCCACUGCUCUGAUACCAAGAGUAAAUAUCCCAUUUCUUGCGAGUUUUUUUUGUCCUAUUACAUGACGGUCCAGUGGGAAU